AUUUUUGUCUACAUUUAAAUAUUUAAAUCCUUAUUAUAUUUUAAAAUAUCAACCAAAAACAGCAACACAAUGGAUUACUUUGAUCUUGUGGCCACGCGUUCAACUGAAAUACUCAGCGCUACUGCCAUUGAGUCCGGACUGGAAGAAGCUACCAGGAACCUGGGCCGGCACAUAGGUUCCACUCAGCAGGCCCAGCGAGCACACACACUUCUAGACAGAUUCGUAUACCAUGAAACCGACCGACGUACCGCUCGAGCUAUAAGCCUUGCACUCAACAUACUUGUAGAAUUUGGACGUCGUAUUGACAACAGCGAGGAGCUAGCGUCAACCAAAGCUACGGAAGGUCUGUUGGGCCUGGCACGCAAAAUGCAACAAGAUGUCACCAGCACCCCCAAAGACGAGAAUGUUCAGAGGGCAUGUGAGGAGGCCCUGACAUGCGUGGCCAAUGCAAUGCUGCUACGCCCAGGCUGCAAGGCCCAUUUUGCCAAGGCUCGAGGCUUUGCAUUGGUUACUGCUAUACUCCAGUGCACUGUAUUGACGUCGACUGCGACUUUUUUAUGCGCAAGGUGUCUGUUCCUGGGAUUGACCACCAGCGAUGACGCCCAGCACUGUGUGGAUGAUUUGAAUUUGCAGAAAGAGCUGGCUGCUGCAACAAAUAUAUAUUUGGACAAGGAGCGCGGUCUGGUUCAAGGCAUGGGCGGUGGCAGCAAAUGUAGAGAUAGGUUUUGCCCACAACAAGUGAUUGCCGAGCUGUUGAAGGCCGCAAUGAGUUUAUGCGUACUAUUCCAGCGCAGCUUUGUUUCCAAAAAAACAAAUGUAGCCGAUGACUUGCUGCCUACAGAGCACGCUGCAAAGUUUACCGAGCUACUGAGCGUGUGCCUGAGCACGCUGCGCGAGAUCCCUGUCUCCCCGAAUGGUCAUCUUGCCGAUGCACAGAAGCAGGCCAUUAGCGUUGCGCUAGGUUUCUCUACCCUGCAUCCCAAGUGCAUCCAAGACGCAUGGCUGCCGCCGAACGCCAGUCCGCCCACAGAUGAGUGGGCAAAUGUGGACCGCAUAUACGAUAUAUUUGAGAAGCUGAUCGACCACGCCGUGACCCCAAAUGGUAAAGUUGCCGAUGACUUGUCAGGGGUGGCUAACGAGUAUCAGACAGAGAUAGCGCCCCUGGCGCUGGUGCUUGUGCGGCUGAUGACGGAGCACAUUAAAGUGCGCGAGCACCUUCUCCAAAGGGUGUAUCCGCAAAAGGGUGCCUCUGACUUUACAAGGCUUCCCGAAGAUCGUCCUGGGAUUGCAGGCAAGCUGGUCCGGCUGCUGCGUAUUCCGCAGGGCGGCAUGCUGCCGAGCGCUGCGGGGAGCUUUAUGCUGGCGCUUCUGAGCCAUGACGUAAAGCAGUUUGUCAUGGCUGUUGGGUAUGGUAAUGCUGCUGGGUAUAUGCUUGCCCAGGGCAUUGAAAUCCCUGCGGACAUUUUGGAGCAGGUCAAUAGGGAGGUAGCCGAGGAUGUGCCUGUAGAUCCGGUCACUGGACGUGCGUUCAGUCAGGCCGAUGCUGAUCGCGAAUUGGCAGCUAUGACGGACGAGGAGAAGGAGCGUGAGGCCGAGCGCCUGUUUGUGCUCUUUGAGAGACUCAACAAGACCGGCGUGAUCCAGGUACAGAAUCCGUUCAAAGCUGCUGUUGAGAGCGGCAGAUUCGAGGAGCUUUCGGAUGAGGACAGCAAAUAAAUAAGCAGCAGCCAGCAGUGAUAUUUUUUGUUUAACGAUAUUGAUGACUUUUGCA
Kickxella alabastrina is the source of this 1771-nucleotide messenger RNA. Its product is annotated as guanine nucleotide exchange factor. The transcript has a single exon. NCBI's taxonomy places the organism in Eukaryota, Fungi, Kickxellomycota, Kickxellomycetes, Kickxellales, Kickxellaceae. The record is from RefSeq and is a predicted model, not a curated record. Gene Ontology annotation, molecular function: G-protein alpha-subunit binding; guanyl-nucleotide exchange factor activity. Gene Ontology annotation, biological process: G protein-coupled receptor signaling pathway. The coding region runs from base 70 to 1716 and encodes 548 amino acids. Gene Ontology annotation, cellular component: cytoplasm.